Salvia hispanica is the source of this 861-nucleotide messenger RNA. RefSeq lists its product as uncharacterized. The record is from RefSeq and is a predicted model, not a curated record. Gene Ontology annotation, cellular component: plasma membrane. NCBI's taxonomy places the organism in Eukaryota, Viridiplantae, Streptophyta, Magnoliopsida, Lamiales, Lamiaceae.
AUGACGGCCCUAGAUCUUGCCAGAAUAUACAAUCAAACUGCAGUGACGAAAAUCUUAGAAGAUAAAGAAGCCAAAACAAUCAAUGAAAUUUACAAAGCUCCAACAACGACCGAUUACGUGCUGAGUGGAUCAACCUAUGCCGAAAAAGUUUCACGUGGCUACUACAACCUAACCCAACAGCUUACCCUCGAUAUGCGCAACACCAUCUUGGUGGUGGCCACGCUCAUCGUGGCUGCCACCUACCAGGGGGUGCUCCAGCCCCCUGGAGGAGUCUAUCCUGCUGACGAUGUCGAAACCCUUAGUAUGGGGCGGAGGUUGCUGGGAACUGGUACUAACCCUGAAAGCAGCCUCCACCCCAUAUUGGGGCGGAAGCUGCUGGGUAACCCGGAAAGCAGCCUUCGCCCCAUAUUGGGGCGGAAAGGAGAGGACACAUGGAAGAAACCGACGGCUGGGAAGAUGGUGAUGAAGAAGGAUAAGUACCGGUACUACAUGCCGUGCAACACGUUUGCAUUUGCAUUGUCAAUGGUGAUAGUGAUAUUCGUGGUCCCGGGCUCACCAGUGUUCUUGAUCCUCCACCUCUGCUUAUUGUUCAUGUGCAUCAGCUAUGUUCUGGCUCUGGACGCUAUAGCUUUUUACACGUGCAUCUCUGACACGAUCUAUGCCAUGUCGCUCUACGCCAUUGUCGGGGCUUAUGUUGUGAAGCUCUUGUAUUAUCCGGUGAAAGCGCUCCUCGUUGACGAGGAUUGGUGGCUGCGGGGACUCGGCGUCAAGUUUGCUAAUCGUUGUAGCGUAACAAAAUGGUUUUUCUCCGAUACUCUUGUGAUGAUGAAGCAGCAGCACCUGGUGCUACGUCUUAGUUGA